GUCGUGCCACACCCAAUGUCACCUGCAGCCCCACCGCGGUCGAGCCCGGCAGAGGACUACAGAGGACUACAACUCCCAGCGUGCCGCUCGGCGGCACGACUACAACUCCUAGCGUGCUCCGUGGCGGGGGAACUACAACUCCCGGCGUGCUCUGUGGCGGGGACUGCCGCUCUCCGGUGUGGCGGAGCCCUCAGCCCUGGCCGAGCGGGCCCCGCCGAGCGCGGGCCGCAGCCCGCCGCGCCACCCGCCGCGGGCCCUGCCCAGGAGAUCCCAUCUCCCAAGUCCUUCCAGCCUGAUGGAGCCAGCGAAGAAGCCCUGCGGUGUGAAAUCAAAGAGCUGAAACAGAAAGACCUCGCUCUAGACCAGGAAAUUGCACAAUUAUUGUCAGAGGGCUACAGCCUGGAGGAACUGGACAAGCACAUCUCUCUGCUCCAUGAGUACAAUGAAAUUAAAGAUGCUGGGCAGAUGCUCCUGGGCAAGCUAGCUGUUAUCCGAGGGGUCACUACAAAACAGCUCUAUCCUGAGUAUGACCUGGAGCUCAGUGACUAGUCCUGAACCUGGAGACUGCCAUGUCCUGCCAAAGUGACUGUCACUGGGCCAUUACACACUGGUGUCAUCCUGGUUUGGGAGAGACAGAAGGUGGAAAAGGAACCUUUGGAAAAGGGAUUAGGAUUUUAGCUAAUUUCAUGUACUACCUGAUCAACAGGAUUUUUUUUGAGAGGUUGUAGUUCAGGUUGAUGUUGAACCUCUCCCAUGGAGCCUUUGAUUCCCUGCAGUAUCCAGGGGCUGUUUGGUUACUGAAUGGAUAGAGGAAGUGAGGACAGACACAUGUGCAAUGUAAUAGCUGCUUUGAAAGGAAAACCCUUAGAAGAAAGGAGGGAAGAAGGCAGAAAUUGUGGUGGUUUGGGGGUUUAUUUUGUUUUAUCAACAAGUCCAGAGAAGUCUGGGUAUUCUGCGUUUUUGUACUUACCUGCUCUGGUAUCUGGAGGUUUUGUAUCAUUUCUGUAGUAAAUGGCAAAAUGUAAAGUUGUGUUGAACUGUUCAUUCUGAAUAAAGCAGCCUUCACAUCUGUCAGUAAA
This is a messenger RNA of Passer domesticus (house sparrow), 1079 nucleotides long. It is a transcript of the gene SWI5, whose product is annotated as SWI5 homologous recombination repair protein. Gene Ontology annotation, cellular component: Swi5-Sfr1 complex; Swi5-Swi2 complex. The record is from RefSeq and is a predicted model, not a curated record. Gene Ontology annotation, biological process: double-strand break repair via homologous recombination. Bases 16 to 549 code for a protein of 177 amino acids. Lineage: Eukaryota; Metazoa; Chordata; Aves; Passeriformes; Passeridae. The transcript is spliced from 4 exons.